AUGUUCGUGAGAAGGCCGCAGACGGGUGCUGGAAGGAAGUACAAGGACGACGUUAACAUCGAGAAUCCACGAACAUCCUGUAGGCACAGUGCCGUGAGCUGCUCGCUGGCGUUAAGUGCCCCCCCAAACAAGGAAGACGGUGAUGCAUACCGAGGUAAAUGGCACGAGAGCCACAACUGUGCUGAGGAGCACGAUAUUGAGCGGUUGACGCAUAUGCUGGGCCGCGUCAGAGUCCGUAACGAUACCAAGGACAUAGGACACGAAGGCCAGGCUCGUGCUAAUGAUCAAUGCUCCAAUUCAAUUCAGCUCUUUUCGCAGGCGAAUAAGAGUAUUCCAGCCCAAAGGCGCGGCGUCAUCAACGCUAACUGGAAGUGCCCACAGGGCAAGGGCCAAAACAACGACAUGAAGGAUCGCAGCAGCAUGAAACCCCCAUCGCCAACCGACAGUGCCGCUGAAAACAUCGCCCAGGGCAAGAUCUAG
Molecule: messenger RNA, 480 nt
Organism: Colletotrichum tamarilloi
Lineage: Eukaryota; Fungi; Ascomycota; Sordariomycetes; Glomerellales; Glomerellaceae
Exons: 2
Coding region: 1-480 (159 amino acids)
Source: RefSeq, a predicted model, not a curated record